UAAGGUGUUCAUCAACGAUGGAGCACACGAUCGUAACGGACCCUCUGGCAGGGAUUUUCUCAAACAAAAGUGUCGUCACAACGAGCACGUCCUCGUACGAUCCUUUCGCCGGUAUCCUCUUCGAAAACUCGACAAACCCCGUCGUGCUGGGCAAUUUUACGGUUACAUAUUCGGUGAAUUCUAGCGUUUGGGAUGUGAAAAACGUCGUAACUGCCACCGUUGCUUCCGUUACCGAGAGCGUUUUUGAGAGCAAGCUCAUCAUUCCACUUUACGUCGUCAUCUUCGUUCUGUCAAUAGUCGGAAACUCUUUAGUUUUAAUUACUCUUGUACAGAACAAAAGAAUGAGAACUGUUACUAAUGUCUAUUUACUUAAUUUGGCGAUAUCCGAUUUGCUGCUGGGAGUUUUCUGUAUGCCAUUUACGCUUUUGGGACAAGUUUUGAGGAAUUUCAUUUUUGGUGCUGCGAUGUGCAAAUUAAUUCCAUAUUUUCAAGUCGUGUCAGUUUCCGUGGCCGUAUGGACUUUAGUGGCUAUUUCCUUGGAAAGGUACUUCGCCAUCUGUAGACCCUUGAAGUCGAGAAGGUGGCAGACCCAGUUUCACGCUUACAAAAUGAUUGUGAUGGUUUGGUUGGCAAGCUUAGUGUGGAGUUCACCGGUUUUGGUUGUUUCUUCAUUAAAGGCUACAAAGGAACGACGUCACAAAUGUAGAGAAGUUUGGCCUGGAAAUGGAAGUGAACAAGCUUACAAUUUAUUCCUGGACGCUUUGUUGUUAUUGGUACCAUUAAUAUUCAUGAGUUUAGCCUAUUCACUAAUAAUGACGAAAUUGUGGAAAGGAUUAAAACGUGAAAUUCAACACAACACUAAUUGUCAACAACAAGCUUUCGAUCGAUCCUCAAGUUCGCUGAACGUGAACUCAACUUUGGUGAGGAAUAAUAACGCAUCGACAACAACAGUGAACAGUUUGGCAUCACUAAGAACGCAUAGAUUGACGGCGAAUAAUGCUUCGCCGAGGGAAAAUAUCAAAGCUUCCUCUACAGGGAACACUGAGAGAAAUGGAGGAGGAGGAAGCGGGGACGUUGUCGGUUGUAACUCAAAGGGUAGGAACAAGAAACAAGCGGUGAAAAAGUGGCUGAUGAAAGGAAUUGUACAGGUCAGUCUACCAGGAAAUGCAAGUAGAGGAUACUGCAACUACAGCUCGACUAAAACUACCGUUGUUCCACGAUACGAAUUGGCUACCACCAACUCGACAUCACAAGGGAAUCCAACUCCCACUGAAACCGAGAACAACGUCGAUGAAACAACAUACACGUUUACCAGACAACCGAUUAGGUCGAAUUAUAUGGAUAAAAGUAUUGAAGCUAAAAAGAAGGUUAUACGAAUGUUGUUCGUCAUCGUGGCGGAAUUUUUCGUUUGUUGGGCCCCCCUUCACAUAAUAAACACGUGGUACGUGUUUUAUCCGGCUGCCGUGUACCAAUAUGUUGGAAGUACCGGGAUUUCACUAGUACAACUUUUGGCUUACAUCAGUUCAUGUUGUAACCCUAUAACUUAUUGUUUCAUGAAUAGAAAGUUUCGACAAGCAUUUCUUGGAGUUUUUCAUUGCUGCAGAAUGUGCUGUUGGUGUCGAGAUGUAGAAGAUACAGGAACUCCCGGUAGUAAUACCCGCAGGAAUGGAAAUGGGAAGAUGGCGCAAAACAAUUCUGACAUUUCUGGAAAUGAUUCUACGGUUUACGUCGGUAGAGCGAGUACUUUAGGUAGAUCUGAGAUUCUUGUUUUGGAGGCAGAAGAUCGUGUUUAGCAGCGGUUCGGAUUGUCCAACUGUUGCAGGAGUAUCGGCCUCGACAAGUGCUUCCCGACUAGUACAAGUGGUGGAGGCCGCUCCCGAUGACGAAUCGUUCCGUUUCAAGAUAACUUGGCCUAGGAUUCCACCGUCGGCAUCCCAAGAACGAUUCAACAGAACCCCUGAAUUGAUGUACUCGUAAACGGGUCGCAUUCGUCUUCCGACGAGAUCCGGAGACGUCCCCCAACGUUAAAACGAUGGAUGACAGGUUGAAACAAGAUGUUACUGCGAAAAGUGAUGGUUUGGUGUUGAUGGAUAACGCUAAACGUUUAAGGGCGGUUUGCUUUAACUGUAAAGGGAUGAGUGAAAAUUAUACUACAUCAAAACGAAUAUAAAUAACUUAAAUUAAAUUAUAA
Messenger RNA from Onthophagus taurus, 2191 nucleotides. NCBI's taxonomy places the organism in Eukaryota, Metazoa, Arthropoda, Insecta, Coleoptera, Scarabaeidae. The record is from RefSeq and is a predicted model, not a curated record.